AUGAUUUUAUUAACUAAUGAGCAUCUACAUGAAUAAAACAAAAAGCUUACUGAAGAAAAUUAAAAAUUAGAAUUAAUUGUUUGUAGUCUCAAAAGGCAAAUAACAAAUUUAACAAUCUUAAUUGAUAAAUCAAAAAAACUUCAAGAACAGGUGAAUCUUCUGAAUUAAGAGUUAAGUAAUCUAAAAAGAGACAAUGUCUAUUUGUAAGAAAAGAUACUGACCUUAUAAUCAUUGCAAAAUGAAAAGAAUAUACGCAAAAGAGAAGAAGAACAGUAUUUAGAAAUUGAAAAAGUAAAAUAAUAUUAUGAAAAUGAAUUAAAUAUUUUGAAGUUAGAAAAUUAAAAACUGCAUCGUAUGAUUAAUGAAUCAAAUGAUAAGUCUGUAUAUGUACUUGAGAAGUCAGCAUCAAAAUUGGUUGAAAUUGGAAAUAAAAUUGAUAAAAAAUUGGGGGAGUAAAACCAUCGAAGAAUUUCAAGCAAUCCAAACUUACUAUCACCAAAAGGGAUGACAAAAGAGAUUUAUAAAAAUUUGAUAUAGAAACUAACAAAUCAGACAGAUGAGAAAUCUAUCUUAUCUUCUAUGUAUUUUUAUUAAUAUUUUAAUUAAUAGAUCUUAGCCAAAGCUCUAGGAUUCUGGUCUUUUUACAAAGUCCUAGCCAAAAGUAAUUCCUACCCUUGGUAUUAAGAGCAAUCAAUCAGAAUAAUUAUUACCAAACCUUGUAAACGUUAUCAAAAAAUGA
This is a messenger RNA of Paramecium sonneborni, 739 nucleotides long. The record is from the annotation of a GenBank genome assembly. Lineage: Eukaryota; Ciliophora; Oligohymenophorea; Peniculida; Parameciidae.